This is a messenger RNA of Glycine soja, 2588 nucleotides long. Its product is annotated as tubby-like F-box protein 6. The record is from RefSeq and is a predicted model, not a curated record. The transcript has 6 exons. The coding region runs from base 1068 to 1982 and encodes 304 amino acids. Gene Ontology annotation, molecular function: protein binding. Lineage: Eukaryota; Viridiplantae; Streptophyta; Magnoliopsida; Fabales; Fabaceae.
CCUUACUUCAUCUUUUGCCUCAAAUUUUUCAUGGGCGUUGCUCAAAAUUAAAUUUUUAUUCAAUUUAAUUUCUAUUCAGUUUACAAAAUUUUACACCGGAGAUGAAAGGAUGAUUGAGUGGUUAGAAAAGAAGGAAAGGGAAGAAAAGUCGCGCGUGAAUCCUCUUGCUAAUAAAAAACUAACCGUUAACAUUUCUCCAUAAAUAAAUAAAAAAACAAAAUUUACACCGUUAAUUACAGUUGUUGUGAUAUAACUUGUAAGAUAGUCAUGGCAAAUGUUUAACUAUUCGUUUGAUCUCUGAACUUCCACCAUUUAUUUUUUACUUUUUGGUCUCUAUACCUACAACACGGUAUAGUUUCUUACGCAUGCACUUUUAAUUUUUGUUUUUGAUUUGGUUUGGUUUCUGCCGUCAACUGUGUCUUAACUACAUUAACUAACAACGCCAUAAAUAGGAAUUGGAGGGUGUAAAAUGGUCAAUUUUUUUUAUUAACAACUGUAAGAAAAUUUCUGGUAGUUUUACGUGACGAAAUUAAGACACGAUUGACAGCAAAGAUCAAAAGAAAAUUAAAAGUGUAUGAAUAAGGACUAAAGCAUGUAAUUUUUAGGUGUAAAGACCAAACCUUAAAAAUGAUAUAGGUAUAGCUAUAAUUAAACCUGUUACAAAAGUCAACAAAUUUCAUACUUGUCUUUAUGUGAUUGGAUUGAAUUUAAGAUAAUUAUUCCAAAAGUGAUUAACCUUACAAUACAUGCUUGUUUACUAGUGAAUACACUAUUUACUUAUUUUCAUUUACCUAUAUACUCUUUUACUUUUCUUUUCAUUUUCUGCUCAGUUGGGUGGGUAUUUCUUUUUGGCGUUGGGAUUAAUUUAUUAAUUGGGUUUGGUAUGAUUCCUAAUAUAAGCAUGAUUGCUUUAUUUUCUUGAGUGGGUGCAACGAGGUUUUCUCGUGUAACUUACUGUUUGUCUUGUUGGUUCCUAACAUUGUUUUUUGUGAAAAUUGAUUACGAUAUUUUUGGCUCGACGUUGUGAUGAGUUGUGCUUUAGAUUGUUUUAUGGUUAAAAAAUAUUGAUGCUGCGGUUAGUCGGUUACCGUUGCGUGAAGGCAAGGGUGAAGCCUGGCCCAAGGGAGAAUCUCCUACGAUGCUUUAUAAAGCGCAACCGUUCCAGCCAAACAUACUAUUUGUAUCUCAGUUUAACCAAUACACUAGCUGAAGAUGGGAAGUUCCUUCUUGCUGCACGCAAAUGCAGACGUCCAACCUGCACAGAUUAUAUCAUCUCUCUUGAUGCAGAUGAUAUGUCAAAGGGAAGCAACUCCUAUGUUGGGAAACUAAGAUCAAAUUUUCUUGGAACAAAGUUCACAAUCUAUGAUGGCCAGCCACCUCAUGCAGGAGCAAAGAUUAUGAAAAGUCGCUCCACAAGGCUGGUGAAUCUAAAGCAAGUUUCACCCAAGGUCCCUACAGGAAACUAUCCAGUGGCCCAUAUUUCAUAUGAAUUGAAUGUGCUUGGCUCAAGGGGGCCUAGGAGAAUGCAUUGUGUCAUGGAUUCCAUUCCUGCCGCUGCAAUUGAACCUGGAGGUGUAGCUCCUGUACAGACUGAGUUUUCUCUUAACAACAUAGACAUGUUUCCUUCAUUCCCCUUUUUUCGAUCAAAAUCAAAUCGUGUGGAAAAUUCCGUGUCUGGACCAUUGGUUGAUCAAAAGGAUGGGAUGCUAGUGUUGAAAAACAAGGCCCCUAGGUGGCAUGAGCAGCUGCAAUGUUGGUGCCUGAACUUUCAUGGACGGGUGACAAUUGCCUCAGUUAAAAACUUUCAGCUGGUGGCUUCUGCAGAAAACAGACCUGCUGGACCAGAACAUGAUAAGAUCAUCCUCCAAUUUGGAAAAGUUGGGAAGGAUUUGUUUACAAUGGAUUACCGGUUCCCUAUCUCAGCAUUUCAGGCAUUUGCAAUCUGCCUCAGCAGUUUUGAUACCAAGAUUGCUUGUGAAUGACAUGUUUAAACAGUUUCAAUCCAGAUUAUAUAGGUAUGUCUCUUGCUGCCGGGAGAAGUAUGGUUUGAAGGUCACUUGUUGGGAAGCAGACAGAUGAAAAAUGUUUGUCAGGGUAAAGAUUGGUUGGAUGGGUGUUGAACUAAAAUCAAAAGGAGCAUUCAGUUUCUGGGAUCACAAUUCACCAGCUCUUGGGAAUGUUACUUGGAACUUCUCCACCAUCACCCCACAAAGCAAAGCACAAAAACGGGAAAAAUACAUUUAUUCAGACCCCCUUGUACAUAAAUUCUCCAUUUUUUUUCUUUCAACAAUUUGGUUGUUUAUUGUAAUAUAGAAAUGGUUGUUUAAAACAUGUCCCCGCUAGACAUGUUUUGUUAAUGAGACUACUAGCUUUCAACUUAUCCUUUCAUGAGAACAUGUGUUGGGGGGACUACUUGCAAGAGCACAAGCAACUUGCUAUGUGCAACUCCUUUCGUUACGUAAUCCACUCUUGACGUGGUUUUUUUCCAAAACAGUAACACACUGUUCUAAUAGUGCAUGUCACGAGGGAUAAUUGCCACUGUCUGUAUUCUCUUGACUGAGGAAUAAACCUUCCUUGGCUUUGUAUAA